Molecule: messenger RNA, 1940 nt
Organism: Camelina sativa (false flax)
Lineage: Eukaryota; Viridiplantae; Streptophyta; Magnoliopsida; Brassicales; Brassicaceae
Source: RefSeq, a predicted model, not a curated record
GUACAAUUUCUCCUACGUGGGAUCUGAGGUCUUAUCAAAUUGGUGCAUUGUGAACCGGGUCGUUCUCUCGCCGUGUUCGUGUAACUAUGGUGCUCGAGUCUCUGUUGUCACCGAUUCAGUCCGCGGUGUCGCCGGGUUCUGACUCAUAUCCGAUUCUCGAGCUGUUUGAGCGCAUCAACAUGCUCACGACUCAGUUUCAUGAAGAAAGGGUGCGAUCGAAGCAGCUUCACCAGAUGAUAGAGAAGCUCUUACUCCGUCUUCCUCCGGCAGAGGAGCAUCAAGGCUCUCCAACGUCUAGCUCCGUUGAUCGCUCUUGUUCUCUGGAUUUUUGCAAGCAGGUUUUUCCCUCUCAUGCUGAUACUAAACAAGGUGACUUUAACCCUGGAUUUAGGGAUAAUUUGUUAAAGAACUCUGAGAUGUCGGUGUUUGAUGGUGAGCGUAUUUAUGGUUGGCUCUCAUUGGUGAAACGGUAUUUCUGGAUUGGUGGUUUUAAUGACAUGGAGAAGCUGGAUCUGGUCUCCGUUCAUUUGGCUGGUGAUGCUUUGGGAUGGUAUAACUUGGAGGUGAAUAAAGUUCCUUUCUCUAACUGGUUUCACUUCAAGGACCGAUUAUUUUUGCAAUUUGGUAACCUCAGAAUCAUAGGGCUGAGUCAGACUCUCUUAUGUAUCAAGCAGACUGGAUCCAUGGUGGAGUAUGUGUGGCUGUUCGAAGAUAUCUCUGCUCAGGUUUCCGGGUUGGAUGACCACAAACUGGAAGGGAUCUUUUUGAAUGGGUUGCGGCCAUAGACGCAGGAGUUAGUCUACAUGAUGAAACCAUAGAGCUUACCCGAAAUGGUAGCAGUGGCUCUCUCCAUGGAGACUAGCACUUUGCGUAAGGUGAUGCUAAAGGAGUUGCCUAGUGGGGACCCUGAUCCCUCUACUCGGGUGCAGUAGUCGAAGUCGGUGGUGAUGUGGAAAGGGAAGCCGGUUGUAUCGGAUGUGGGUAAGCCUACCGAGAAGCAGAGCUCCAGUGUGUCUCUUCGUCCUCAACGCCACCAUUCCAAUGUAGAUUUGGAUGACAUGCGCCGCAGAGGUUUAUGUUUUAAGUGUCAUGGCAAGUGGUUAUGAGGUCAUGAGUGUCCGAAUAAGGAACUACAAAUCCUUACCGUUCUUGACGAUUAUAUGGUGGAGGUGAUACAAGACCAUCAAGAGGAGGAUGCAUAUGAUAUGGUGAAAGCAGGACAGAGUGUGGAGUUAUCCUACAGCUCGUAUAUGGGGUGGUUUUCUUCUCCUAUGACCACCAAGCUGAAUGGAGUCAUUUCAAAUGGUGAAGUCACGAUGAUCAUCGACAGUGGGGCCUCUCACAACUUCAUCACUCCGGCAAUGGUUAAAUGCUUGAACCUCCAGGAUCAGUCCUCUGGUGACCUGACUAUUGUGUUAGGCACAGGUAUCACAGCCAAGAGGAGUGGCAUUUGUCGUCGGUUAAAGUUUUUGAUGUAGGGUUGGUCGUUUGUGUCUGAAUUUAUCAUUUUGGAGCUUGGUCAAGUGGAUGUCAUUUUGGGGGUUUAUUGGCUUCGCACUUUGGGUGAUUGUAACGUCAACUGGGAAAGACGUGAGCUUUCAUUCCAGUAUCAAGGUGAGCUGGUACGCUUAUUUGGUGAAGUAGACACGCGGGGUUUGUAUGCUACUCUCUAGCUGGCAUAUCCUUUUGCAGAGCCUACUUAGUCUAUGGCUUGUUAUAGUACGACGGUCCUUCACUUGGAGCAAGAGAUUCCUGUAGCAAUAUCCCAGGUGUUGUAGGAGUACGUCCACAUGUUUGAGGAACCCAAGGGGUUACCACCGGUUCGGGGCAGGGAACAUGCAAUUCCACUGGUGAAGGGUGUUAAUGCAGUCAGUGUAAGGCCCUACCGUUAUCCUCACGCUUAGAAGGAGAUCAUGAAGACUUUGGUUGAAGGAAAUGCU